AAUUGGAAGAUGAUGAAACCCAGUAGUUGGUGGGAAUUCAACAAAUGUAAGCAAAUCCCUUUUUAGUGUAAGUUGGACUAAACACGUGGAGAAUGCUGGCUGACCCAAGAACUCGUGUUUGGAAGCAACCACAGAAAUGUUACAAUACCGUGGUGCCCCUGAACGCAUCAGCAAAGGAUCAACCUGAGGAGUCCAACUCGCUGCGGCCGAACACAAACUAGCGGCAAGUUAGCACAACAAUAACACUUUCUCGGUACCACAAGUUGGUUCACACAUGCGUCGUGUGUAUGGACGACUUGUAAGCUUGGGACCGAUCAACGUGCUUCCGCCACAGUUGCGAGUUGUCAGUCGGAUGGAAGUGAGUGAGACAGGUCGACUUUGAAGACAGACAGGUCGCUUUCGCGUCAUUCGGAGAACACUUUUUGUUGCACUUUUCGGUUCCGAUGUCCAACGGAAACUGUGCGGAGGAGCUGGACUUUGGACUCAUCUUCGAGGAGGAGGGGAGACAAAAUGCAGGUCCUCACCUGCCCGUGAGGACGCAGCAGCAGGCUGACAGCCAGCAGCCUCUGGCCCCGCCUCUCCACCAACAUGGCAGCUACCCCUCGCAGGUGUCUGCGUACGGGGCCCAGCGGAACCUCAGAGCCUUUGACUGUCCCAGCAUCCAGAUCACCUCCAUUGCAGCAAACAACAAUGUGGAGUACAGCGAUAGCCAGCACGCAGAGGCAGUGGGCGGGGCAGAGGGCGGCUACCUGGAAGCGUCCUGGUCCAGAGACCAGCUGUUCCUCUCCCUGGACCCGUGUUACCGUGACCCAGCAUUCUGCUCGAGCCCAUGCAGCAGCCUAUCAUCCCGGAGCUGGAUGUCAGACGUUUCCUCCUGUGAGUCGUUCUCACAAGUCAACGACGAUGUGGACAGCGAGCUGCGGGAUGCAGCACUGCUUGCUUUGGGUUCACCGGGCUGCGGGGGUGGAGCCUUUGGCGUAGAGCUGUGGCAGCAGAAGUACCAGAAUCCCGCCGCCUUCAGCCCAGCACUGUCGCCGCACCAGUCACCAAGUCAUUCACCUCGUGCCAGUGUCACCGAGGACAACUGGCUAAGCCGGCGACCCGCCUCCAGGCCCUCAUCCAGACCGACGUCCCCGUGCGGGAAGAGACGCCAUGCCAGCGCUGAACCCUUGGCCCGCUCCCCCUCCCCUCAGCACUCCCCCAGUGUCGCAUCCGGCACCUCCCCACGUGGCAGCGUGACAGAUGACAUCUGGGCGGGAAGCCCAGCCCUCGGACUCUCGCUCAUGUGCGGCUUCCAGGACAUGGAUGUCCCGUCCAAGACGAGGAGAACGUCUGGGACUCAGCUGACCCUCCUGGCGAGUCCGGCAGAUCCAGUUAUGGAGGAGUUAAGAGCCGUGGUGCCCACUGGUGAAGAGUCACGUGAUUGCGACGGCCUGGCGGAGCUUUUCCUACAGGUGCCCUCCCACUUCAGUUGGGCCACACCCAAACCUGGAGCCCCUCCCCUUUUUAGAACUACAUCACCACCACCACUCGAUUCGCCGCUGCCAAGCCACUUUGAGCACAAUGAGUUGAAGCUGGAGGUGCAACCCCGCCCCUACCACAGGGCGCACUAUGAGACGGAGGGCAGCCGCGGUGCCAUCAAAGCGGCAAACGGAGGACACCCCGUGGUCAAGUUAAACGGUCCCUGUGAACGUCCCGCCUCCUUGAUGCUCUUCAUUGGCACGGCGGAUGAGCGCCACCUUCGUCCUCACUCCUUCUAUCAGGUCCACCGUGUGACAGGCAAGACGGUGACCACCACCUGCCAGGAGAAACUGGUGGACAGCACCAAGGUCCUGGAGAUUCCGCUGCUUCCGGGGAAUAUGUCUGCCAGCAUCGACUGCGCUGGAAUACUCAAAUUGCGGAACGCCGACAUCGAGCUGAAGAAAGGCGAGACGGACAUCGGGAGGAAGAACACCAGGGUGCGUGUUGUGUUCAGGGUUGCCAUUCAGCAGUCGGACGGAUGGACGCUGUGGCUGCAGACGGCAUCGGUUCCCGUCGAGUGCUCCCAGCGUUCAGGUCAGGAGCUUCCUCAUGUAGAGAGCUUCAGUCCAAGCAGCUGUGUCCUGGGAGGAGGAGAAGAGCUACUCAUCAUUGGCUCCAACUUGUCGUCUCAGUCCAGAGUGGUCUUCUUGGAGAAAAGUCCUGAUGGACGAAUCCUGUGGGAGACGGACGCCAAAGUCUUGCCUGCCCGAAGCUGCACUUCCAGCAUCACGGUGGACAUCCCGGCGUACAACAGGACUGCCAGCAGUCCCGUCCAAGUCCUCUUCUAUGUUUCUAACGGCAAGAGGAGAAGAAGUCCGAGUCAGAGCUUCACCUACCUGCCGGGACCCUCAAAGCUACUCCCUCUUGCCCCCGCUGGCCGCCAGGUAGUCAAACAGGAGUGCUGGGAGGCGAACGUGGUGCCCCUCAAUGCACCUGGCCCUCGUGACGUAGAGGCUGUCUGUUUCACCCCCUGUGAGGUGGCGGUGCCUUGCAGGCCGUUGACUCAUAGCGGUGCUCGGCUACAUCAUUCUUCUCCUCCUCUCUCGCACGCUGCCGUCAACAUCACCGCCACAAUGCCACCCGUCGUUCCUGGGAGGGAACAGGCCCACAAGGAAACCUGGUUAUUGGGGCCGGGCGGCGGCGGGUUCAGCAUCAAACAGGAACCAGAAGACACACCCCCUGCGGACUCUCUGGGCCUCCAGGAGAUCACGCUGGAUGACGUCAAUGAGAUCAUCGACAGAGAUAUCAGCAGCCUGAGCGGUGCCACUCGCCACGACCCGUUGGACCAGUACCACCAGUGCAACUGGGAGUACAAGUCGAGCGACGCCUCCUUGUCAUUCUGUGAUGGGCCACCAUAGUUUGGCGGUAAAAACUCAAUCUGACCUGCAAGUGCCUCUGGGGGAGAGAGAGACGGGGCUCCUCUUUUGACAAUGGACGGAGCCAAACAAUGUUUUAAAAACUUUUUAUUGGCCAGUUAGAAAUUUAUUUUUGAUACUUUCUUAUGCUUCCUCUGCUGGAUCAUGUGAAUGCUGUGUUGCUGUGAGGCUGAAUUAGACAAGUCCAACAAAAAGUGGCUUUGUGU
This is a messenger RNA of Doryrhamphus excisus (bluestripe pipefish), 3103 nucleotides long. The record is from RefSeq and is a predicted model, not a curated record. Lineage: Eukaryota; Metazoa; Chordata; Actinopteri; Syngnathiformes; Syngnathidae.